This is a messenger RNA of Lathyrus sativus (Indian pea), 1377 nucleotides long. The record is from the annotation of a GenBank genome assembly. Lineage: Eukaryota; Viridiplantae; Streptophyta; Magnoliopsida; Fabales; Fabaceae.
AUGAUUGAUCAAUUCGUCAAUUUCAUUAUUCGGCCUCCCAGGGCUCAGUAUAAUCCAGAUCAGUACCUAUGGGAAAAGGAAUUCAUCAUUGCAGGAAAAAAAUACCAAAGGAAGGAUUUGGAGCUCAAGAAUGCUAGAGGAUAUACUUUGCAGUGUAGUCAUUAUCUCCCUUUGUCUGUUCCAGAAGAUAUUUCUCUUCCUUGUGUUGUAUAUUGCCAUGGAAAUAGUGGAUGUAGGGCAGAUGCCAAUGAAGCUGCUGUGACACUUCUUCCAUCAAAUAUUACCGUUUUCACGCUUGACUUCUCGGGAUCAGGCUUAUCGGAUGGUGACCAUGUUAGCCUUGGUUGGCAUGAAAAAGAAGACCUCAAGAUGGUGGUGUCGUAUUUAAGAGAGAACAAACAAGUAUCUCGUAUAGGUCUCUGGGGACGAUCAAUGGGUGCUGUCACUUGCCUUCUUUAUGGAGCUGAAGACCCUUCUAUUGCUGGAAUGGUGUUGGAUAGCGCCUUUUCAAACUUAUAUGGCUUGAUGAUGGAGCUUGUUGAUGUCUAUAAAAUUCGACUUCCGAAGUUCACCCUUAAAAUGGUUGUACAAUACAUACGGCGGGUUAUUGAGAAGAAAGCAAAGUUUGAUAUUAUGAACCUCAACUGUUUGCAGGCAGCACCGAAGAUAUCCUUUCCUGUUUUAUUUGGACAUGCUAACGACGACGAUUUUAUUCAGCCUCACCAUUCUGAUCUCAUCUCUGAAUCCUAUGCGGGAGAUAAAAAUACCAUAAAAUUUGAGGGUGAUCACAACUCUACUCGACCACAAAUCUUCUACGAUUCAGUUUGUAUUUUUUUCUACAAUGUCCUCCGCCCUCCUCACAUUCCUAAAUCCCGUAGAUUUGAGACAUAUUACAGUAUGAGGGAUACAAGAGUUGACUCUACUGUGGAUGAGGACGUAUUAUAUGAUAUAAUCUCUAGUUUACGGUCUUCGACUAUUGAUUCUGCUAGUUCAUCUUCUACUUCUACAACCAUUUCAAAUUCGAUCCUGUCCUCAGAGUCUGUGAUUAGAGAAGAAACAACACAUGGCUGUGGUGAACCUGUAGAUUCAAAGGAUGAGCAAAAUUCUCCAACUGAAGAUUAUUUCUCAUCUUGUGGCUCAACAAGAGAAAGCUUGGGUGCUGAUAAUGAUUUUGAGGUAUUUGCAACACCUUUGGGAAGUAUGAGAGAGACAUUGGAAGAACAAAAAGAAGGCGAAAAGAAUCAAAAGAAGAAGAAAACCGAAACAGACGGAAAGAAGCUGAAACCAGACAGGUUAGAGAAGUUGGAGUCCUUUAGUCGACGCCUGCGGCUCUGCAUUUUGAAGGGAUCUGCCCAUCGAAGACACAGAUCCUCUUGA